Mangifera indica (mango) is the source of this 805-nucleotide messenger RNA. RefSeq lists its product as uncharacterized. The record is from RefSeq and is a predicted model, not a curated record. Lineage: Eukaryota; Viridiplantae; Streptophyta; Magnoliopsida; Sapindales; Anacardiaceae. The transcript is spliced from 3 exons. Bases 175 to 651 code for a protein of 158 amino acids.
GCUUUUUCAAUCUUACCAGAUCCUAUAAUGUAAAUGGCUUUAAAUUCGUCUAAGGAGCAGAUUCAACUCUUAUCAACACAAUCAAUCUACUGACAGAAGCUGCAAAUGCAAAAGUUUCUGAAGAAUCCAUUAAAUUAAGCUUCCCUCCAAAUCGUCCCUUUCCAAAAGAAGAAAAUGGAGUGGCCUCCUGCCGGAUAUUCUAAUUUUAACCAGCUUAAAUUUGUAGAUGAAGAAGAAGAACAAGCUGGUUCAAUCUCAUCUGAAGCUUCAAGUAUUGGCUCAUUAGAAUCUGAUUUUGAAGAAGCUGCAAAUUCUCCUUCUUCGUCUCCAAAAUCCACAGAGCCUUUGCAGGAUAUGUCUUCUCUUCUUCAACAACUUCCUUGUUCCAAUAGAGGGCUAUCGAAGCACUACCAGGGGAAAUCACAGUCGUUUACAUGUUUAAAAGAGGUGACAUGUUUAGAAGAUCUUGCAAAGCCUGAGAAUCCGUACAAUAAGAAGUUGAAGUCUUCCAGAAGCUAUGCAGCCAUCUGCAACAAUCAACCAACCAAGUCAUCAUGUUCAAAAAGAAAUAAUAACAGGCCGCCUAUCCAGCAUCCUCACAGAUCUGCAAGCACAAAUGCCUUUUCCAAUCAUACUGCUUUGUUUGCUUAAUGAUGUAAUUUUGAUUUUAUUUAAUUAAUCUAUUCUAUGUUUUGAAACCGGGGUGUAGCAACACCACUAUCAAUAUUGACAUUAUUUUAAUCCUUGUAAUUUCCUUGGUUUCAAGCAGAAUGGCUUAGAACUAUAUACGUAUAUAUUAGUUUUA